Messenger RNA from Miscanthus lutarioriparius, 1215 nucleotides. Lineage: Eukaryota; Viridiplantae; Streptophyta; Magnoliopsida; Poales; Poaceae. The record is from the annotation of a GenBank genome assembly.
AUGCUCCACGCCAGGAUCCUGGCAGUUGAGCCCUCCUCGACAACCAAGCCUACUUCUCCGACCACGAGAACGCCACCACAGGUCGAAUGCCGGACGAGGGAAGACGGCCAGCUUAUCAAGGUGACCUUCUGCCUGGCGAAGACUCCGCUAUUGUCACAUUUCUGCAUCCACUGCCCUGGCAUGGGUCCGGAGAAGUUCGGUACAGAGCCCAGCAUCCUCGCCACCGAGGAGCGCUUCGCCCUCCUCCGGGUCCCCAUCUUCUGUCCAUCCCGCCAGAUGUUUCAGGAACACAGUGAUUACUUCAUCUACCAGGCCAGCAGCCUCUGCCGCCCCUCCCAGAAGCCACCGCUGCUUCUCUUGCUCCCCAAUCCUCACCCUUUGGAAUUCGCUGACGACGCGAUUGGCAUCCUGACCCACCACAGCCACAAAGGAGUUACCUUUGUCCUCGCCGCACUACAGCCCCAAAGCGAAAUUGGUGCCUACAAGUUCCACCUGUUCAGUGGCGAGGCGGACAAUUGGACCUCAAGGGUCGUGUCAUGCGAUCCGUCGCUGCCACAGCGCUACUCAUUUUGGUGUAUAGACAAGGUGAUCACCAUUGAUACAAAAGGGGAUUUGAUGGGCUGGGUGGACCUCUGGCGUGGUAUCUUGAUGUGUGAUGUGCUCAGCAAGAACCCUGUGCUUCAGUAUGUUCCGUUGCCAACACCAGUGGUCCGCCAUGUACCAGGCAUGGGUUCUCCGGAUAUUGUCAGAGACAUGGUUGCUGUAAGAGGCACUGUCAAGUACUUUGAGAUGAAACCGAAGGUCAUUGUGGAGACCAGGCGCAUUCAAGGUUGGAUUGCCACCACAUGGAGCACCCAGAUAGAACACUCAUGGAAGUGGCAUGAGGAGUGCAUCUUCGAUGUUUUUGAUGUCGUCAUAGACAGAAACAAUCACAUUGAAUUGCUAGCUAGUCCAAAGGGCAAUGACAACACGAAGACAAUCUUGAGUCUGCGCGUGGCGUCGCCUGCUUUGAGUUUGGAGGAUGAUUAUUUGGUUUACUUUAUGGCCAAGAUUCACUCCAGUGAUGACAAUGCUUGGAUUAUUUCUGUUGAUAUGAAGAACCAGUCGCUACAAGGGGUGGCUGAGUUUAGUGCUGAGAGAACAUUGGGUGUACAAUGCAACUACCUUCGAAGUACAAUCUCCAAGUUUAUGUACUUAAAGCAGUCCACAAGGUAA